This is a messenger RNA of Anopheles funestus (African malaria mosquito), 2302 nucleotides long. RefSeq names its product lysosomal acid glucosylceramidase. The coding region runs from base 557 to 2167 and encodes 536 amino acids. The record is from RefSeq and is a predicted model, not a curated record. Gene Ontology annotation, molecular function: glucosylceramidase activity. Gene Ontology annotation, biological process: glucosylceramide catabolic process. The transcript has 3 exons. NCBI's taxonomy places the organism in Eukaryota, Metazoa, Arthropoda, Insecta, Diptera, Culicidae.
UCACCAUACUCGCGUGCGUUUAUAUGUUUCAGUAGCUUAUAUCGAGAGAUCCGGCGACGAAUCGCAAAAGAUUGUGGGCGAAUUCUAGAACAUUGCACACGACGAAGGUAUCGGGGGUUUUUUUGUUGUUGCCCGUAUUAACUCAACAAACCGGCUUUUUGUAUAAGUGGUAGAAUAACUGUACUGGCAACCGUAUUUGAUGCAGCCGUAACUUCCGGUUUGCACAUCGAAUCGUGCUGUGCUGAUCCACGUGAACACACAAAUACAAGUUUACUUUGGGAACAGCUCGAGAUAGGCUUAACUUAUUUACUUUGCACGGCGGGGGUCGCCUUCCCUCUUUCUCGCACCUACUCCUCUCUUUCUGCUACAGUUGGCUUAGCUCGCUGAUUGCGCCUGCUUUCGUUUCAUAUGAAUGAAACGAUUGUCGUUUCCCAGCGUUAUCGCGGAACUCACUCCCACCCCUCUGUACGUCAGGGCAAAGAAAGUGAUUUAUUCCGAUUCGGCACCGCAGCUCGUACAACCGGAGGGCUCGUCACUGGUCAGUGUUUAGUUGACCAUGUGCAGCGUGACAAUGCGAUACCGACGAUCGCUCGCAUUCGGUAGCUUAUUGUUUUGCUUGGUACUACUGGAAUUGUUUCGGACAGGGCGCGCUACUGCGGGAGGCUUGCCAUGUGCGUUGCGUCACUAUCCGCACGGUGCGGUGUGCGUGUGCAAUGCGACGUAUUGCGAUACGCUGGAAUUUACCGAACCAACGGAGCUCGGCAGCUUUGUGCUCGUGUCCAGCAGCAGUGCUGGAUUGCGGUUUGCUCAGGCUGAAGGUAACUUUUCCCGUGCCAUCAAGCAACGGCAAGUGCGCGCGGAAGACAUCACGAUCAAACUCGAUCCUCUCAGGCGCUUCCAAACGGUAGAAGGAUUCGGCGGUGCCUUUACCGGUGCGGUGUCACACAAUCUGGCGAAUUUGAAUCCCGCGCUGCGUGACAAUCUUUACAAAGCGUACUAUUCCAAAACGCAAGGGAUCGGCUAUCGGUUUAUGCGUGUUCCGAUCGGUGGUUGUGAUUUUGAUCUAGCACCGUGGGCAUACAACGAACUGCCGAUUAACGAUGUGUCCCUCUCGAACUUCACCCUGCUGGACGAGCGAGAUUUGGUGAAGGUGACACAAAUUAAGCAGCUUAUGGAAGUGACGGGCAACAGCGAUAUUCGUUUGAUCGGUGCCGCUUGGAGUCCGCCGCGAUGGAUGAAAUCGAACAACGAUUGGACCGGAGCAAGUCGGCUCAAGCCGGAGUAUUACCAAACAUGGGCCGACUAUCACGUGCGUUACCUGGAGCUAAUGCGCGCUGCCGGGUUAAACUUCUGGGCCAUUUCGACCGGCAAUGAGCCACUGAAUGGUGUGAUCGGGUUCCUUUUUAUACACUUCAUGAGUCUUGGGUGGACAGCACCGGAGCAGGGCCGGUGGGUAGGUCAACAUUUGGGGCCAGCGCUGAAAAAUUCCCCCGUCAGUGAUGUGAAACUGUUCGGAUGCGACGACCAGCGGUACACUUUCCCUUGGUGGUUUAGUCUGAUGGAUCAGGGCCACCCGAACGCAACAAGCUAUCUGGACGGGUUGGCCGUACACUGGUACUGGGAUGGUGUAGCACCGGCUGCCCUGCUCGAUCAGACUGCCGCGCGCUACCCGGACAAGUGGAUCUUCAACACGGAGGCAUCGCUCGGUGAUAAGCCACUGCAGCAACAUCAUCCCAUCCUUGGUUCGUGGGCACGGGCCGAAUCGUAUGUACUGUACGUGAUGCAAGACUUGCAGCACAGUGUGCACGGUUGGAUCGAUUGGAAUCUGGUGCUGGACGAGCGUGGUGGACCGAACUAUGCCAACAACUUCGUAGAGAGUGCCGUCAUUGUGAAUGCUACAUCACAGGACGAAGCUUACAAACAGCCGAUAUUUUACGGGUUGGGACACUUCUCACGCUUCAUAUUGCCCGGUUCGGUACGGUUAGAUGUGCGUUCGUCAAGCAGCGACGUGGCAGUGGUCGCGUUCGAACGGUUGGACAAGAGAACCGUAGUAGUGUUCUACAACAAAGCAAGCUGGAAAUCAACAGUCCGGAUAGAGGACAAACGGUACGGAAGUGUACGAGUACGUCUUCCGGCGAAAUCGGUACAUACGUUGCUUUAUCUUUGAGACUGAUCCUGGUGGGUGACUGUUACCAGUGCCAAACUGGCGGUGUGGUACAUUCGUACCACAAAAAUCCUCGCAAGAAACAACCAACAGAUGGUAGUAGAUCUUAGAAUAAACCAAACGAAUGAUAAGCUACAA